UCUGAAUUUCGACAAUUUCUUAAUUCGAUCAAUCCAAUACCCACGCGCCCGCAAGCCCACGACGAACGCCUACACCGACAACUUGUCACUUCCGCUUCGCACAUUUCGAAUACCCUCGUUGUGUGUCCUACUGAGGCAUUUCCAGAUUUUUGCCCUGAGACUUUAGGCGAUCUCGAUUACUUCAGACGAUAACCCAUCCAGCAUCAACCUCUUCAAUUCUUUGAUUAAUCACCACAUAAUUUAAUCAUGGAUCACGCACGAGACCCUUGUCCCUGGGUCAUUCUGAAUGACUUUGGAGGCGCUUUUGCUAUGGGUGCGAUCGGUGGAACUAUAUGGCACGGCAUAAAGGGAUUCCGUAAUAGUCCAAUGGGCGAGCGUAGGAUAGGAGCAAUCACAGCCAUCAAGGCAAGGGCACCAGUAUUAGGCGGUAACUUUGGCGUCUGGGGUGGUUUAUUCUCAACAUUCGACUGCGCCGUUAAGGGAGUACGAAAGAAGGAGGAUCCCUACAACGCAAUUAUUGCUGGCUUCUUUACGGGAGGUGCGCUGGCUGUUCGAGGAGGUUAUAAGGCAGCACGAAACGGUGCCAUCGGUUGCGCCGUUCUUUUGGCUGUCAUUGAGGGCGUCGGAAUUGGAUUUCAGAGAAUGCUAGCUGGCUCUACCAAAUUAGAGGUACCGCCACCACCACCGAGCGAUGAGAAAAUGCUAGCUUAGAUCCUGUAAUAACGAACGCGACGAAAUAAAGACACUCCCACUCUACUCCUUUCCGAUAACUAUUUCUAUCGGUUUCAUGUACUUCAUACGGGUUUUAGGCGAUCUUGACAUUUACCUGCAUAGGGGAUCGGGAAAAUAAAUGUAAAAUAGGACGGAUUAUCCUGCUUCGACAGAGUUUGGUUGACUCAUCGUGGUCUUUACCAUGUGUGACUAUUCAGCGGGCAUAAUCAUGACCAAAUACAAUACAAUACUUAAUGUUCACGAGCACGAACAUUUGUGGUUCAAUAUACUACUCGCGAUGAUACC
This is a messenger RNA of Hypoxylon fragiforme, 1017 nucleotides long. Its product is annotated as mitochondrial inner membrane translocase subunit. The record is from RefSeq and is a predicted model, not a curated record. Bases 247 to 711 code for a protein of 154 amino acids. Gene Ontology annotation, molecular function: transmembrane protein transporter activity. Gene Ontology annotation, biological process: protein import into mitochondrial matrix. Gene Ontology annotation, cellular component: TIM23 mitochondrial import inner membrane translocase complex; mitochondrial inner membrane. The transcript is spliced from 5 exons. Lineage: Eukaryota; Fungi; Ascomycota; Sordariomycetes; Xylariales; Hypoxylaceae.